AUGGAAUCUAUCUAUUCCAAACAAGGAAGAAAAGACCUUUGGUCUCUCUUUCCCUCCUCAAAGAACAACGAACUCAGAACUCCUAGCUACUUUCCUUCGGGUUAUGAGCUAAUAAAUCAAAAGACGCCUCAGAUUCCAAGAUUGAUUAGUAGGACUCCAAAACAGCUAGAUAGAAGAGCGGGGUUUCCAUUCAUCUCUCCUAAAGAAGGAAGAAGAGCUAAGACAAAAGAACACCUUUCGGAUUCAAUUCCCAGAUCUUACUUGGAAAGACAGCCUUACUUCCGCUUUUUAGCUCAUCCGAAAGAGGGACACCAAAGCUGCUAUUUCUAUAUAGUUACAGGUGGCUUAUUGAAAAUAGGACCUUUUAAGACACGGUUCGAUCCUUCGAUAGACGAUCUAUCGCAAGGGGUUGAAAACGACAUACAUAUAAGGCUCGAGAGUACCAUCCAUCUUUAG
This is a messenger RNA of Salvia miltiorrhiza (redroot sage), 456 nucleotides long. The record is from the annotation of a RefSeq genome assembly. Lineage: Eukaryota; Viridiplantae; Streptophyta; Magnoliopsida; Lamiales; Lamiaceae.